Messenger RNA from Rhagoletis zephyria (snowberry fruit fly), 885 nucleotides. RefSeq names its product transcription initiation factor TFIID subunit 8-like. Lineage: Eukaryota; Metazoa; Arthropoda; Insecta; Diptera; Tephritidae. Gene Ontology annotation, biological process: transcription initiation at RNA polymerase II promoter. Gene Ontology annotation, molecular function: protein heterodimerization activity. The record is from RefSeq and is a predicted model, not a curated record. Gene Ontology annotation, cellular component: transcription factor TFIID complex.
AUGAACGAAGGCACGAUGAACACUUCUGCAUCUAGUUCAGGACUUAGCUCAAUGGCAGCCCAUCGCCGAGUGCUGUACUCCUUAGUGGCGACGACGUGUCUGGAAAGUGGCUUUCAAUCCGCCGAUAACAAUGCUCUUGAAGCGCUGCUCAUGAUGUUUCAAGCAUUCCUCAAUGAACUGAGCCUUCUAUCAAAACAGUUCUGCGAACAUGCUGGUCGAACUGAACCACUUCCGGGAGAUGUCCUCAUGGCGUUAAUUGAUAUGGGCAUCGACGUGAAAACUAUACCUAACUAUGCUUUUCGCCAGAACCGAGUCAUUGUGCCACCGCCGUCACAACAAACAAAGCAAGUCAUUCCAAAGAUACUUCAAACGGGCAAAAAGCGGAAACUCCAGAGCAACAUACCCGACUCUUUUCCGCCCUUUCCUGACUCACACUCAUACAUAUCCACUCCUACAUUUAAGCAACCAAUAACUGAUUACGAAACGUUGCGAGAAAAAUCAUCAACACAGAGGCGAGAUGUCGAACGUGGUCUGACGCGUUUUAUGGCACGCACUUUUAAAUCAACCUACAGCUAUUCUCUAUUUUCCGAUCCUAACCUUUCACAUCUGUUUCCAUUGAUUGGCAUCAAAACGGAUCCGGCACCGUACCUGUCUGCUCUCUUGCCAAAAGAUCAAAACUGGGAAGACAACAACGCAGAAAGUUCCAAAGAUUUAGUUGGUUUAAAAAACAAACUGGUAGGCGAAGGGGAAGGUGGUGCCCCUAAUGAAGUAGAAAUAAACAAAGAUAAUGAAGACAAUCUCGCAACUUCAAAUGAAGCAGAUGCAGUAGACAAUCCAUAUCUUCGGCCUCCGAAAGUUGUCAGUGACGCCAAUUUUGAAUUUUAA